GAGAGAGAGAGAAGCUUUAGCCAAACAAAAUUCUGCCGCUUCCGCUCAAACGAAAUGGCGAUGAUAACGCUGCCAGUAGCUGCCCACGCUCCGUCGCCAUGGCUUCCGCCCUCCAUCCUCCGCCUCCGCUCCACCUCCACCACCACCACCAUCCCCGCCGCCGCCGCAAGAUCCUCCGCUCCCCACCCUCUCCCGGACGAGCUCCACCUCGUCGCCGACAUCCGCUCGCCGCACAACCACAUCCGCGUCGCCGACGUCUCCCGCACCGCCUCCGGAGCCGGCCACCCCCUCGCCGGCGCGCGCCUCCUCCUCCUCGACGCGCCGGGCAACAUCCACUCCCUCUCCUUCCCUCGCUCCCCCUGCCCCCUCACCUCCACCUACCUCGACGUCUUCGCCACGCUCCCGCCACUCCUCCCCGCCUCCGCCUCGUCCCUCGCCGUCCUCGGCUUCGGCGCGGGCUCCGCCGCGCGCGCCGUCCUCCACUUCUUCCCGGACAUCUCCGUCCACGGCUGGGAGAUCGACCCCGCCGUGGUCUCCGCCUCCCGCGACUUCUUCGGCCUCGCGGAGCUCGAGGCGGAGCACGCCGCCCGCCUCUCCAUCCAUGUCGGGGACGCGCUCGAGGCCUCGGCCGACGCCGUGGCCGUGCCCGGCGGCUUCGGCGGCGUGCUGGUGGACCUGUUCGCCGGCGGGAGCGUGCUCCCGGAGCUCCAGGAGAUGGACACGUGGAGGCGGAUAGGCCGGCGGAUGGUGGCGCCCGGAGGGAGGGUCAUGGUGAACUGCGGCGGGCCGUGCGUGGAGGCGGAGGAGGAGGGGAGGGGCGGCGAGGCCGUCAAGGACGCAACCCUGCGCGCGCUCACGGCGGCGUUCGGGCACGGGAUGGUGUCGGUGAUGGAUAUGGACGAGAGCUGGGUGGCCAUGACUGGACCGGCGGUGUCGUCGGCGCCGGAGGAGGCGGCGGCGUGGAAGGCUAAGCUGCCGCCGGAGCUACGGCGAUAUGUUGAUAUGUGGAGGCCGUGCUUGCUGUGAAUUCUGAAUUGAAUUCUCUGAAUACCGUGUGAUUUCGAUGAAAUUGUCCGGAAAACAACUGAAAAGCUAAUGUUAGCAAAGCGACCCAGUGAAAUCGGUGGUUCUGUAUGGGUCACAGCUCAGGUGAUGAAUUGAUCUAUGUGCAAGCGCAAGACAUAGAGGCAUGCUUAUCAGCAGGAAGUUGAAUUCAGAUGGCGUGAACUUGAAAUGAAGGCAACACAAAUUUUUAAGAUCCAUGUCUUAGAUGAUUUUGAUGUGGAGGCAUCAACUAAAAAGGCUUUAAAAGUCUUUGUUUUUCGUACUGUGGAUAGAUCAACAGGUGAUAACUUGGAUGUCCUUCGUGGUACUCUUCAAAACAAUAUUAGAGGUAAAAGAACCCUGCUUAUCCUUGAUUGACAUCGGGGAUGAUGUUGAGGGAAGAUUGGCAACGGUAGAAUAUGUUCUGGACUCCAUUCACAGAAAUUAUCUUUAAAUUACAGAACGGCAAAGCCAUUGCCGCCAGGUGUGUGUAAGCUACAAGAUCACACUGGCAAAGAUGAGUUGUUGCUGCUGCUUACAUCUUUCUAUCGUGAUGUGCUGCCCACACACCUAUAAGGGCAUGUUUGCAACACAAGGAAACAAACAACAGAAAAGAAAACGCUAGGAAUAUAGAAACACACCAAUGUAAGCGUAAGACACAGAACUAAAAAAAGAACACAGCAAUUAUUAAUAGGUAGAAAUCAUUUAAACCACUAUGCCUUGUUUGUUUAGACGUGAUAGACUGGGAUUUGGGCCCGAUCCACAGGGAACAUCCCCUGUUUUCUCUCAGCCUGUGGACACGUUUGGAUGAGUCAGGGGUGGAGAAAAUCCUGGCCCAAUCCAUGCACAUCCCCGUGGGAGAGAAAAAUCUCCAACUAAGCGUGUUUGUUUAGUGUGCAUGCUAAGAAUGACUAAUUUUUCUGAGGAAAGAACUUUUUUUUUCAAAAGGUGCUAUCUUAAUUAGUCUUGACAACUAAUUGCACUACCACAUUACUACAUAUUUAUAUAUGUUCGCUGCUUUAUGAACUGUCCAGCCGCAAUUAUUUGCUUUAGCACUUGUUUGAUUCCUUUUUUUUGUAUGUCCAUUGUCCACUACUAUAAGGCUACGGAAAUAGUUUAGAAAAUAGGUUCAGCCUUUUAUUUGUCAAUGAACCAACUUUUUGAAUUUUGUAGAACACUAUAAAUUGGGAGCCUUUUUUAUUUCAGUGAGUACUAUUUGUAAUUUAUGGCUUGCUUAUAUGUUGACUAUUAAUGCAUCUUUAUUUUGGAAAUGAGUAGUUGCAGCAUUGUGUUUAUGAAAAAUUAGAUGUUUGUUCUGUUUUUACAAUUAGCCGUUGGAAUAUUCUGGUGGAAACUUUCAGUGAUAGGUUGUCCUUGGCUUCUGAUGAUCAUAUGCUAGUUAGCUGCUAGCUUCCUUUUCUAGCUAUCUUGGUGCAUUCUGUAGAAGAACAUUGCAUAAUUGCAUCUUGUUCCAGUGUCUGGAUAGUAGGGUUAAUCUUGCUUCCCAUGCUGUGUCAAUUUGUGGGUCUUUGUGUGCAUGUGCUCUGUGACCUUGAUCAGGGCCAAGCUGCAGUUCUGAACCUACAGUUUUAAAUGUUCAGUAGAUUAGUUAUCUUUUGAUUCUAGUUCAUUUUGCUUCUUGUUUAGUUUACAUAUAUUAGCAAGCACCGUUAUCUAAUGUCUAAGACUUGUUUCUUUUGGCUUCGUAGUUAUAGGGUGUGCAUCAUGCUAGAAUUGUUUGGAAGAUAGAAUUGUGAGAGACUGCUUGAAUUGUAAAUGAGAUGCAUAAAGGACAUUUUUUCUAACUGCUCCUUAAUUGAUGUAGCUAUGAUGGUUCCAUGAACCAAUUUUGUCUAUAGAAUUAUUACCUUUGAGUUUUAUCUGGGAUUUGUACAUGAUGGCUAAAUUUAGAAUGCCAAAGAAAUUUGUUUUUGCUUUGUACAAUGGCAAUCGGGACUUUGGAGAGUCUUAUUUUCUUAUCAGAUAAGAUAUAUUAAGUUGUAGGGACUUGCUUAGAAUCGAGUGAAGUUCUAUUCUUUCAGUUAGCUCAAAGAGCUACUAGUAUUUCUGAUUUGAACAAAGCUGCUUUCAUCGAAUUCUAGUUGAAGCAUUGCAAUUAA
Messenger RNA from Oryza sativa Japonica Group (Japanese rice), 3164 nucleotides. RefSeq lists its product as uncharacterized. NCBI's taxonomy places the organism in Eukaryota, Viridiplantae, Streptophyta, Magnoliopsida, Poales, Poaceae. The record is from RefSeq and is a predicted model, not a curated record.